Molecule: messenger RNA, 2365 nt
Organism: Etheostoma cragini (Arkansas darter)
Lineage: Eukaryota; Metazoa; Chordata; Actinopteri; Perciformes; Percidae
Gene: rbpjb
Product: recombination signal binding protein for immunoglobulin kappa J region b
Exons: 11
Coding region: 214-1686 (490 amino acids)
Biological process (GO): regulation of transcription by RNA polymerase II; Notch signaling pathway
Cellular component (GO): nucleus; MAML1-RBP-Jkappa- ICN1 complex
Molecular function (GO): DNA-binding transcription activator activity, RNA polymerase II-specific; RNA polymerase II cis-regulatory region sequence-specific DNA binding
Source: RefSeq, a predicted model, not a curated record
UGUUGUUGUGGCGUCUGCCCUUUUCGCUCACUCUCUCUCUAUUGCUGCUACCCGCCGCCUCCCCUUUUUCUCUGUCUUCCUAACCCACCCCCUUUCUCUCCGUCUCCCUCGUCCCUACACCUCCAGUCUGCUUCUGUUGUCUCGGCGGAUUGUUGGACUGUGGGAGAGAAAGGAUAUCGCGAGUAUUGGAGUUUUGGUGAGAGUUUGUGGAAGAUGGCGCCUGUUGUGACAGGGAAGUUCGGGGAGCGCCCUCAGCCACUGCGCCUAACAAGAGAAGCGAUGAGGAAUUACCUGAAGGAGCGAGGUGACCAAACUGUCAUGAUCCUGCACGCAAAAGUUGCGCAGAAAUCCUACGGCAAUGAGAAAAGGUUCUUCUGUCCUCCUCCCUGCGUUUACCUGAUGGGCAGUGGCUGGAAGAAAAAGAAGGAACAGAUGGAGCGAGACGGCUGCUCCGAGCAGGAGUCGCAGCCUUGUGCCUUCAUCGGCAUUGGCAACAGCGACCAAGAAAUGCAACAGCUUAACUUAGAGGGAAAGAAUUAUUGCACUGCCAAAACCUUGUACAUAUCCGACUCCGACAAGAGAAAGCACUUCAUGUUGUCUGUCAAGAUGUUCUACGGCAACAGCACUGACAUCGGUGUCUUCCUCAGCAAGAGGAUCAAAGUCAUCUCCAAGCCCUCCAAAAAGAAGCAGUCCCUCAAAAACGCUGACUUGUGCAUUGCAUCAGGAACCAAGGUGGCACUGUUCAACCGGCUUCGGUCCCAAACAGUCAGCACACGCUAUCUACACGUGGAGGGCGGCAACUUUCACGCCAGCUCCCAGCAGUGGGGCGCGUUUUACAUCCACCUGUUGGAUGAUGAGGAGUCAGAAGGAGAAGAGUUCACUGUGAGAGACGGUUACAUCCACUACGGCCAGACAGUCAAGCUGGUUUGCUCUGUCACUGGCAUGGCCCUGCCCAGACUGAUCAUCCGUAAAGUGGACAAGCAGACGGCGCUGCUGGACGCCGACGACCCCGUCUCCCAGCUCCACAAGUGUGCCUUCUACCUGAAGGACACAGAACGCAUGUACCUGUGCCUUUCACAAGAAAGGAUCAUCCAGUUUCAAGCCACUCCAUGCCCAAAGGAACCAAACAAGGAGAUGAUCAACGACGGCGCCUCCUGGACAAUCAUCAGUACAGACAAGGCUGAAUACACUUUCUACGAGGGCAUGGGCCCCGUCCACUCACCCGUCACCCCUGUGCCUGUGGUAGAGAGCUUACAGCUAAACGGCGGAGGCGAUGUCGCCAUGCUGGAGCUGACGGGACAGAACUUCACUCCAAAUCUGAGGGUCUGGUUCGGAGAUGUUGAGGCUGAGACCAUGUACAGGUGUGCGGAGAGCAUGCUAUGCGUCGUGCCCGACAUCUCCGCCUUCCGCGAGGGCUGGCGCUGGGUGCGGCAGCCCGUCCAGGUGCCCGUCACGUUGGUUAGGAACGACGGCAUCAUCUAUUCCACCACACUGACCUUCACCUACACGCCGGAGCCGGGGCCGCGGCCACACUGCAGUGCUGCCGGGGCCAUCCUGCGGGCUGGAAACUCCAGCCUGCUCAGCAACAACAGCCAGGAGACCGGCCCCGUUAUCUACGGCCCCAACAGCACCUCCAACGCAGGAGUUACAUCCUCAUCCUCCACCGCCGCAGCUGUGGUCUCCUAACGCACACAGGGGGCCACUCGAUACUAUAUGCCUUGAGAGCAAAUGUACCACAAGGUAUAUAAAGACUACGGGAAAUAAUAACAUAGACUGACUCACUCUAAAGUGCUGCGUAUUAAUUUUGGAUACAAAGAAGCGGAAAUGGAAAAAUUGGUGGGAGAAAGUAGCAAACGCAUGGGGCAAACUGAAGGAGGAUUGACAUCACAACGCUGUCAGCCAACGGGAAUAAGCGAGAAGCGCUCCUUGACACGCCCCCUCUCCUGUGGUUACCGUCGGGAACUGCCUAUCCAGUUCUGGUGUUUGGAAUGAGUGAAAUUCCUGCAGGCUCAGAGCACCAGCACCUUUCUAUGGCUGUAAGAAUGGAAACCACCACAACAAUGCAUCCACCGUGUACAAACAAAUCUCUUGAAAGGAAAGUAUAUUUUUGCUCCCAACCCCCUCCCACCACUUGUUUUUUUUUAUAAUUAUUCCUUUUUAUUUUGUGUUAUUUUGCAUCUAUUUGUGGUUUCCCAAAGGGAUCUGGAUGUAUUGUUGUUGGAGCGCAAGGAUGCAAUGGGACACACAUAAAACGUGACAAUAACAUAGUUUUUAUGGACCAAGGAUCUUGUAUAAGCUUUAGUAAAGGUACAUUUUUCUCCAUACCUUUUUUGUAUUAAACAUAUAGUACACUUUUGUUACCAAA